CAUCUGUAAAAUUUUAGAUGCAAUUAGGUUUAAUUCGCUGCUGUUAAUCGAUCGGAGGGAACACCACCGGCAGAGCUGGGGGCUAAUCAGUCUCGGUCUCACCGUUCCCCGGCGCCACGCGUGGGACUCUGGCACUUACUCCGCACUCACAAUGCCCCUCCCCUUCACACCCUCCACUCCCUCGACUCUCUGACCCGAACUUUACCUUCGUCCUCGUCCGAUCGCCGUCCCCGACCUAUGGAACCCUCCGCCAAUCCUAGUUCCGCUCCUCCUCAAGAGGAACCUGAGUACCUUGCUCGAUACUUGGUCAUCAAGCACUCAUGGCGAGGUCGUUACAAGCGAAUUUUGUGUAUUUCCAAUGUUGCGAUCGUCACUCUAGAUCCCGCCACCUUGACGGUCACCAAUUCGUACGAGGUGGGGGCUAAUUUUGAGGGCGCCACUCCGGUCCUAGGGAGGGAUGAGAAUUCGACUGAGUUUAAUUUGAGCUUGAGGACGGACGGGAAGGGGAAAUUCAAGUCUAUAAAGUUUUCCUCGCGAUACAGGGUUAGCAUUCUGACAGAGUUGCAUAGGAUAAGGUGGAAUAGGCUGGGAGCUAUCGCUGAGUUUCCGGUGCUGCAUCUGCGCAGGCGCAACUCAGAAUGGGUUACUUUCAAAUUGAAGAUUACUUAUGUGGGGGUUGAGCUAAUUGACUUAAAAUCAGGAGACUGUCGCUGGUGCUUGGAUUUUAGGGAUAUGGCUUCCCCAGCCAUCAUUCUCCUUUCUGAUGCUUUUGGGAAAAAAAGUGCUGAUGGUGGGGGUUUCAUUCUUUGCCCAUUGUAUGGAAGAAAAUCCAAAGCCUUCCAAGCUGCUUCAGGGACCACAAAUUCUGCAAUCAUCACAAAUUUGAUUAAAACCGCAAAAUCAGUGGUUGGGCUGUCUCUCUCAGCUGAUAAUUCUCAAAGCCUUACUGCAUCGGAGUUUAUAAAGCAAAGAGCAAAAGAGGCAGUUGGAGCAGCAGAAACCCCUUUUGGUGGUUGGUCUGUAACAAGGUUGCGGUCUGCUGCUCAUGGAACUCUACACAUUCCUGGGUUGAGUUUCAGUGUUGGUCCCAAAGGAGGACUUGGAGAACAUGGUGAUUCUGUUUCUCGCCAACUCAUCCUUACAAAAGUUUCACUGGUUGAAAGGCGGCCAGAUAACUAUGAAGCUGUUAUUGUCCGUCCUUUAUCUGCAGUGAGCUCACUUGUUCGGUUCGCAGAGGAGCCCCAGAUGUUUGCAAUUGAGUUUAAUGAUGGAUGUCCUGUCCAUGUCUAUGCAAGCACCUCAAGAGAUAGUCUACUUGCAGCAGUUCGUGACGUAUUGCAAACAGAAGGUCAGUGCCCAGUUCCUGUGUUACCAAGGCUGACAAUGCCUGGUCAUCCCAUUGAUCCUCCUUGCGGGAGAGUUUGUCUACUAUUUGGUCAACAACGCCCUAUUGCUGAUAUGGAAAUUGCAUCCAUGCAUUUGAAACACUUAGCAACUGCUGCCAAAGAUGCUGUUGCUGAAGGUGGUUCUAUUCCUGGUUCAAGAGCUAAGCUAUGGCGUAGGAUAAGGGAGUUCAAUGCAUGUAUUCCAUAUACUGGAGUGCCUCCUAAUAUUGAAGUGCCUGAAGUGAGUUUAAUGGCCUUGAUUACAAUGCUUCCAGCAACUCCAAAUCUUCCACCAGAGUCCCCUCCCUUGCCUCCUCCUUCACCAAAAGCAGCUGCAACAGUGAUGGGUUUCAUAGCAUGUUUACGUAGAUUGUUGGCCUCUAGAAGUUCAGCUUCACAUGUUAUGUCUUUUCCUGCUGCUGUUGGAAGAAUAAUGGGAUUACUCAGAAAUGGUUCUGAGGGUGUAGCUGCUGAAACUGCAGGGCUUGUUGCAACACUGAUUGGUGGUGGUCCUGGGGAUACAAAUAUAUUAACAGAUUCUAAAGGAGAGCAACAUGCCACAAUCAUGCAUACUAAGUCUGUGUUGUUUUCUAAUCAUGGUUAUGUCACUAUUCUUGUCAACAGAUUGAAACCUAUGUCUGUCUCACCCUUGUUGUCCAUGUCUGUUGUUGAAGUUCUCGAGGCUAUGAUAUGUGAUCCAAAUGGUGAGACUACCCAAUACCCAGUUUUUGUUGAACUGUUACGGCAAGUAGCUGGUUUGCGUCGUCGUUUAUUUGCAUUGUUUGGGCAUCCUGCGGAGAGUGUUAGAGAAACAGUUGCCCUGAUAAUGCGCACCAUUGCAGAAGAAGAUGCAAUUGCUGCAGAGUCUAUGCGUGAUGCUGCUUUACGUGAUGGUGCUUUGCUGAGGCAUUUAUUGCAUGCAUUUUUUCUCCCUGCUGGUGAGCGGCGUGAGGUUAGUCGACAGCUUGUUGCUCUUUGGGCAGAUUCCUACCAACCAGCUUUAGACUUGUUGUCUAGAGUUCUGCCUCCUGGGCUUGUUGCUUAUUUGCACACACGCUCUGAUGGAGCACCUGAGGAUGCAGUUCAGGAAGGAUCACUGACCAGUAGAAGACAGAGGCGUCUACUUCAGCAGAGAAAAGGUCGUACAGGCAGGGGAAUUACAUCUGAAGACCAUUCCUUGGAGAGAGGUGAUACAGUGAGGCAGACAGUUCCUGCUGUUCAUAGAGUCACAGAUAACUAUAAUAAAACUUCGCUAGAUCCAAAUUCCAGUCAAAUUCUAUCCCAAGCUUCUGCUAGUCAUGCUGGUGAAUGUGUGAAUAGUGAUGCAUACUCUACAGUGAUUUCACAAAAUGGCCAUUCUGCUUUUGCUGCUUCAUCUGAUGCUCAGCCAACAAAUGUGUGUGCAGCUCUUGAACCAGAUACUUCAAAUUUAGUUGAUUCUGAAGUCAAUGCAGCUGUUUCACAAAACACAGGCCUUCCAGCACCUGCUCAGGUUGUUGUGGAGAACACACCUGUCGGUUCUGGUCGGCUGUUAUGUAAUUGGCCAGAAUUCUGGAGAGCUUUUAGCCUUGAUCAUAAUCGUGCAGAUUUGAUAUGGAAUGAGCGUACCAGGCAAGAGUUGAGGGAAGCAUUGCAGGCUGAGGUUCAUAAGCUUGAUGUUGAGAAGGAGCGUACUGAAGAUAUUGUUCCUGGAGGUGCCAUGGUAGAGAGUACCACUGGCCAAGAUAGUCUUCCACGGAUAUCUUGGAACUACUCUGAAUUCUCUGUUAGUUAUCCUAGUUUAUCUAAAGAAGUGUGUGUUGGCCAAUAUUAUCUGCGUUUGCUGCUUGAAAGUGGCAGCAGUGGGAGGGCACAGGAUUUUCCACUACGUGAUCCAGUUGCUUUUUUUAGAGCACUUUAUCAUCGGUUCUUAUGUGAUGCUGAUAUAGGCCUUACAGUAGAUGGUGCUGUACCUGAUGAAAUGGGCUCAUCUGAUGAUUGGUGUGAUAUGGGAAGAUUAGAUGGUUUUGGCGGAGGUGGAGGCUCUUCAGUUCGUGAGCUCUGUGCAAGGGCAAUGGCAAUUGUGUAUGAGCAGCAUUACAAUACAAUAGGGCCUUUUGAAGGAACUGCACAUAUUACAGUUCUCUUGGAUAGGACAAAUGAUAGAGCUUUGAGGCACCGCUUACUUCUCCUAAUGAAGGUUCUGAUGAAGGUUUUAGCCAACGUGGAAGCUUGUGUUUUAGUUGGAGGCUGUGUAUUAGCUGUCGAUCUCCUUACAGUGGUUCAUGAAGCUUCAGAGAGGACUGCUAUUCCCUUGCAAUCAAAUUUAAUAGCUGCUACUGCCUUCAUGGAGCCACUCAAGGAAUGGAUGUAUAUUGACAAAGAAGGUGCACAAGUUGGACCUCUAGAGAAAGACGUUAUCAGAAGGUUGUGGUCAAAGAAAGUUAUUGACUGGACAACAAGGUGCUGGGCCUCAGGGAUGCUGGACUGGAAGAGAUUACGUGAUAUCCGUGAGCUUCGUUGGGUGCUAGCCAUUCGGGUUCCUGUUCUUACACCAACUCAGGUAGGGGAGGCUGCAUUGUCCAUAUUACAUAGCAUGGUUUCUGCACAUUCAGAUUUAGAUGAUGCUGGAGAGAUGGUUACCCCAACUCCAAGAGUGAAAAGGAUACUGUCAAGUCCACGUUGCUUACCACACAUUGCACAGGCAAUGCUUUCUGGGGAACCAAGUAUUGUAGAGGCAGCUGCUGCUUUACUGAAGGAUGUUGUUACAAGAAAUCCGAAGGCAAUGAUGCGUCUAUACAGCACAGGUGCAUUUUACUUUGCCCUAGCAUACCCUGGAUCUAAUCUCCUUUCAAUUGCCCAACUCUUCUCAGUGACUCAUGUACAUCAAGCAUUUCAUGGUGGGGAAGAAGCUGCAGUUUCCUCUUCAUUACCACUGGCAAAACGUAGUGUAUUGGGUGGGCUUCUCCCUGAAUCUUUGUUGUAUGUACUGGAUCGUAGUGGUCCAGCAGCAUUUGCUGCAGCAAUGGUUUCUGACUCUGAUACUCCAGAGAUUAUUUGGACUCACAAAAUGAGAGGAGAAAAUCUGAUACGUCAGGUUUUGCAGCAUCUUGGUGACUUCCCUCAGAAAUUAUCACAGCAUUGUCACUCUUUGUAUGAUUAUGCUCCCAUGCCACCAGUAACGUACCCAGAACUUAGAGAUGAAAUGUGGUGUCACCGUUAUUAUCUUAGGAACUUAUGUGAUGAGAUUCGCUUUCCAAAUUGGCUAAUUGUUGAGCAUGUAGAAUUUUUACAAUCCUUGCUGGUAAUGUGGCGUGAAGAGUUGACACGAAAACCAAUGGAUCUUUCUGAAGAAGAAGCUUGUAAAAUUCUAGAGAUAUCUUUGGAAGAUGUAUCAAGUGAUGAUACCAAUCGGAAGAAUUCUUCUGAAAUGACUGAAGAUGCUUCUAGCAUAUCCAAGCAGAUUGAGAACAUUGAUGAAGAAAAGCUUAAGCGACAGUACAGGAAACUUGCAAUGAAGUAUCAUCCUGACAAAAAUCCUGAAGGAAGGGAUAAAUUUCUUGCUGUACAAAAAGCGUAUGAACGACUUCAGGCUACUAUGCAAGGUCUGCAAGGUCCUCAAGCUUGGAGGUUAUUGCUUUUACUGAAAGGACAGUGCAUCUUAUACAGACGCUACGGAGAUGUAUUGGAACCAUUUAAAUAUGCUGGCUAUCCCAUGUUGCUCAAUGCUGUUACUGUUGACAAGGAUGACAAUAAUUUUCUUUCCUCAGAUAGAGCCCCUCUUCUUAUUGCAGCAUCAGAGCUCACUUGGCUUACAUGUGCAUCUUCCUCAUUGAAUGGUGAAGAGCUAGUUAGGGAUGGUGGGAUUCAACUUCUUGGAACCCUUCUCAGUCGUUGCAUGUGCAUAGUCCAGCCAACUACUCCUGCAACUGAACCAUCUGCUAUCAUCGUUACAAAUGUGAUGCGAACAUUUUCUGUUUUGAGUCAGUUUGAGAGUGCCAGGGCUGAGAUGCUUGAGUUUUCUGGACUGGUUGAGGACGUUGUACACUGCACUGAACUUGAUCUUGUUCCUGGAGCUGUUGAUGCAGCCCUCCAGACUAUUGCUAGUCUUUCCGUGUCCUCUGAAUUGCAAGAUGCCUUGUUGAAGGCUGGUGUUCUAUGGUUCCUUUUGCCAUUGUUGCUUCAGUAUGACUCUACUGCUGAGGAAUCUGAUACCAAAGAGUCACAUGGUGUUGGCGCUAGUGUUCAAAUUGCAAAAAAUAUGCAUGCUUUACGAGCAUCACAGGCUCUCUCUAGGCUUAGUGGCUUGUGCAUUGAUGAGAGUCCAACACCCUAUAAUGUGCCUGCAGCAGAUGCUCUCAGAGCCUUGUUAACUCCAAAACUUGCCAGUAUGUUGAAAGAUCAAGUCCCAAAGGACCUACUUGCAAAGUUAAACUCAAACUUGGAGUCACCUGAGAUAAUCUGGAACUCUUCCACUCGAGCAGAGCUGCUGAAAUUUGUGGAUCAGCAACGUGCUAGCCAGGGUCCUGAUGGUUCAUAUGACCUGAAAGAUUCAAAUGUCUUCUCAUAUGAGGCACUUUCAAAAGAACUGUUUGUUGGAAAUGUUUACUUGAGGGUUUAUAAUGACCAAGCAGACUAUGAGCUGAGUGAGCCAGAAGCAUUUUGUGUUGCUUUAAUUGAUUUUAUAGCUUCCUUGGUUCAUGGACAAUCUUCUGUGGAUUCCAAUACUCAGAACGAAAUUAAUGACAGCAAGCCACCCACAAACACUUCAGAACUUCAAGGUGAUAUGACCGACGUGCCAAUGGAUGAACAGCAUAUCAUAGAUGAUUCUCCAGUGGAAUCUGAUGGAAAAGCAAAAGAUAAGGAAGAAAAUCUUCUUAUUAAAAACCUUCGGUCUGGGCUGACAUCACUUCAGAACUUACUUACCAACUAUCCCAAUUUGGCGUCCAUAUUUUCUACUAAAGAAAAGCUGUUGCCUCUUUUUGAAUGCUUUUCUGUGCCUGUUGCAUCAGAAAGCAACAUUCCUCAACUUUGUUUGAGUGUUCUAUCUCUCUUGACCACGUAUGCUCCAUGCUUGGAGGCGAUGGUUGCAGAGGGAUCUAGUCUUCUUCUUUUGUUACAAAUGCUGCACUCUGCCCCAGCUUGUCGUGAAGGGGCACUUCAUGUUCUCUAUGCAUUGGCGGGCACACCAGAACUUGCUUGGGCAGCUGCAAAGCACGGUGGAGUUGUUUACAUUCUUGAACUUCUCUUGCCUUCACAACAAGAAAUUCCCUUGCAGCAAAGAGCUGCAGCAGCUUCUUUAUUGGGGAAGCUUCUAGGGCAGCCAAUGCAUGGGCCUAGAGUUGCUAUUACACUAGCACGAUUUCUUCCUGAUGGCCUGAUAUCUGUCAUACGGGAUGGACCUGGUGAAGCUGUUGUAUCUGCACUUGAACAAAAUACAGAAACACCAGAACUUGUCUGGACACCAGCCAUGGCAACUUCUUUGUCAGCACAAAUUGCAACCAUGGCAUCAGACCUAUACCGUGAACAGAUGAAAGGUCGUAUUGUUGAUUGGGAUGUGCCAGAGCAAGCUUCUGGGCAGCAGGAAAUGAGAGAUGAGCCACAGGUUGGUGGAAUUUAUGUCCGGCUAUUCCUAAAAGAUCCCAAAUUCCCUCUUCGAAAUCCAAAAAGAUUCUUGGAAGGGCUGCUGGAUCAGUAUCUGAAUGCUAUUGCAGGCACACAUUACGAAUCACAAGCUGUUGACCCUGAGCUUCCUUUGCUUCUUUCUGCGGCUCUGGUUUCAUUAUUGCGGGUACACCCUGCACUUGGAGAUCAUGUGGGAUAUCUUGGGUAUGUGCCCAAACUUGUAGCUGCUGUGGCUUAUGAGGGUAGACGAGAAACAAUGUCAUCCGGGGAGGUGAACAAUGGCAACCAUUUCAGAGACCGAACAUAUGAAGGUGAUGAUGGAGCAACACAACCUGCACAGACUCCACAAGAACGUGUGCGCCUUAGUUGUUUGCGUGUUCUACAUCAACUUGCUUCUAGUACAACUUGUGCUGAAGCUAUGGCUGCAACUAGUGUUGGAACACCUCAGGUUGUUCCUCUUCUAAUGAAAGCUAUAGGAUGGCAAGGGGGAAGCAUACUAGCUCUUGAGACACUAAAGCGUGUUGUGGGUGCUGGAAAUCGAGCUAGGGAUGCACUCGUUGGACAAGGACUCAAGGUUGGUUUGGUUGAAGUACUCCUUGGACUUCUUGACUGGAGGGCUGGGGGAAGGAAUGGACUCUGCUCCCAGAUGAAGUGGAAUGAAUCAGAAGCAUCUAUUGGCAGGGUCCUUGCCAUUGAGGUUUUACAUGCAUUUUCAGCAGAAGGGGCUCACUGUACUAGAGUGCGGGAGUUACUAAAUGCGUCCGAUGUAUGGAAAGCUUAUAAGGACCAGAAGCAUGAUCUUUUCCUUCCAUCAAGUGCUCAAUCUGCUGCCGGAGUUGCUGGCCUAAUCGAGCACUCCUCAUCCAGUCUAACUUAUGCACUAACUGCACCACCACAAACUGCUCAGGCUAGAAUACCUGCGUCAACUGUAUCUGACACAAAUGGAAGCCAUAAUCAGUUUUCAUAGUGCAACGGGUCGUAAGCAACAUAUUUGCACAGGCAUGAAAGAGUAAGAACAGAGCACUUACUCGCACAUUACAUUUGUAUAGAUUGCUGUACAGUUUCUAUACCUUUUUUUCAUUCUCUACUGUGGCGGUCGUUGUUGCAGUUUUCUGAGAGGAAAGAAAAGACUUGGCUGGACCAUCUGUAAAUUUAGUCCCAAUACUAAAAAUAUAAAAUAGGUGAGAUGAUUUUGUGUGAGUUCAAUCAAUUCUUUAAGCAAAUUUUCUAGAGGAAUGAUAAAAAGCUGUUUUUUUAGCUGAAGUUUCUCUCUUUCUUGCUUCUGUAUAUGAAGGGGGUUCAUGAAGUGAUUGGUUAAAUUACCUUCUAGUUUCCCUGGCAUAAACUUGUGGAUGGGCU
This is a messenger RNA of Rubroshorea leprosula, 8348 nucleotides long. The record is from the annotation of a GenBank genome assembly. NCBI's taxonomy places the organism in Eukaryota, Viridiplantae, Streptophyta, Magnoliopsida, Malvales, Dipterocarpaceae.